Messenger RNA from Gastrolobium bilobum, 2033 nucleotides. RefSeq names its product plant UBX domain-containing protein 8-like. The transcript has 11 exons. Bases 54 to 1838 code for a protein of 594 amino acids. Lineage: Eukaryota; Viridiplantae; Streptophyta; Magnoliopsida; Fabales; Fabaceae. Gene Ontology annotation, molecular function: ubiquitin binding. The record is from RefSeq and is a predicted model, not a curated record.
UAUUUUUUUCUGAAAAGAAAGCUGAAUUUGUGUUUCAUACAAUUCUGAUUUCAAUGGCGAGGCCUAAUCAGGAUGCAAUUGAGACAUUCAUCCACAUCACAGGCUUAUCUGAAGCAAUCGCAGUGCAAAAGCUCGAGGAGCAUGGGGGUAACCUUAAUGAAGCUGUCAAUGCACAUUUUAGUGAAGGAGACAGAAAUUUGUCAACCAGCACGCACGAUACCUCUGCUGCUGUUCCACAAGUUCCACAAGAUGAUUUCAUGGAUAUAGACAAUGAACGUCCUGUUGAAUUUCGCGGACCUCUUUCACUUUUAUCUUCGGCAAGAAAUAAUCCGUUUUCUCUUCUAGAUCCAACAUUUGGACGAAGUAUACUUGAUACUCAUCUUGAUUCAACAAACCAAGCACCGUUUGUUACUCAUCCAAGAGAGGUAAGGGAGAUUCCCAUAGAGUUUAAGGAUGGUAAUCAAUCCACUCCUCAAGCUGGCCAUGUUCCAACUGUUGAGGAUGUCACUGGAAGUGUUCAUGCCCAUGGUCCAGAUAAUUAUGGGACUGUCAUAAUUAAUGAUGAAGAUGAUGAUGAUACUUCACCUGCCCAGAAUGCAUAUCAGGAUGAGCAAAAACAGAAGAUCUUGGCUGAUACAUCACUUGACAGAAGUGCUAGACCCAGUGCUCCUACAUUUGAUAAUUUACCAGAUUACAGCAAUGACAUAGAAGAAGAAAUGAUCCGUGCAGCAAUUGAGGCUUCGAGACGGGAGGCCGAGGAAAAACACCCAAAUCACAACCUUGGUAGACAAAUUGAUUUAAGUGAAUCUGGGCCUCAGCCAAGGCAAUCUGAUUUGGAGGAUCCUGAGCUUGCCCAUGCAGUUUCAUUGUCCCUGAAGGCAGCUGAGCAAGAAAAAGCAUGGCGUGGGAAAGGAGAUGUUGGGGCACCAAAAGUAGGUUCAUCUAAGUCGUCUGAGGUGGAACUAGGGGAAGUGGCAUCAAGUGGAAGAUUGCAGACAGGAAGCUCAUCCAUCCAAGAAGAAGGUGAAGACUUAGAAGAGCAACCUCUGGUUAGGAACAGGUCUAGACGUACAUCUUUGGGCUUCAGAGAGUCAGCCAAAGAUGUUGAAGUUAUUGAGGCUAGCACACUGCCAAGCACAGGACAGCAGGAUGACAGCAAUCUUCCUCAGCUUAAUGGAAACUCCUUCCCUGAUGAGUGGGGUGGCAUUUCUUCUGAGGAGCAUGAUGAAGCAGUUAUGCUUGAGGCUGCAAUGUUUGGUGGGAUCCCAGAAGGGAGUGAGUAUCGCUAUCCUUAUGCUCCGCAUGAGUUCAUCCAGAGCAGGGGUUUCUAUCCUCGCCCAACACCUCGCCCACCUUCACCAUCAUUGGCAGCUCAGCGCCUGAUAAGGGAACAACAGGAUGAUGAAUAUCUUGCAUCCUUACAAGCGGAUAGAGAAAAAGAGUUGAAAGCCAUAGAAGAAGCCGAGGCUGCGCGGGAAGAGGAAAAGCAGAGAGAGGAAGAAUCUCGCAGGAAAUUACAGGAAGAGCAGGAAUUAGAAACAGAGUUAGCUGCAAAAGAAGCCUCUUUACCACCAGAACCAACCUCCGAUGAUGAGAAUGCUGUGACCUUGCUAGUGAGAAUGCCAGAUGGCAGCCGUCGUGGACGCCGAUUCCUUAGAUCUGAUAAGCUACAGUCUCUUUUCAACUUCAUAGAUAUUGGUAGGGUGCUGAAACCAGGCAGUUACAGACUGGUGAGACCUUAUCCUAGGCGUGCUUUUACUUAUGAAGAAAGUGCAUCAAUACUUGAAGAACUUGGCCUGACCAACAAGCAAGAAGCCUUGUUUUUGGAGUUAAUCUAAUGCCCUGAUGCAGAUUUUUAGAAAACAUUUGAUUGAAGCUUUUAGUUUAUUAUUAAAUUAUGAAUCCAUACACCCGACCAUAUGGAAUUUCAAUCUGGUUUAUGCUGUUUGGAUGAAGAUAUUUAUAAAAUUUCUGUUCUACAAGAUCAGAAUCAGAUGUACAAAACUAUCCGUUUUUACAUGUGAUGAAUAUCC